Molecule: messenger RNA, 2057 nt
Organism: Ornithorhynchus anatinus (platypus)
Lineage: Eukaryota; Metazoa; Chordata; Mammalia; Monotremata; Ornithorhynchidae
Gene: MEOX2
Product: mesenchyme homeobox 2
Exons: 4
Coding region: 31-978 (315 amino acids)
Biological process (GO): positive regulation of transcription by RNA polymerase II
Cellular component (GO): nucleus
Molecular function (GO): DNA-binding transcription factor activity, RNA polymerase II-specific; RNA polymerase II cis-regulatory region sequence-specific DNA binding
Source: RefSeq, a predicted model, not a curated record
GUCGGUCGGAGGGGCCCCGUCCCCGCGGCCAUGGAGCACCCCCUGUUCGGCUGCCUGCGCAGCGCGCACGGGGCGGCGCAGGGCUUGCACGCCUUCUCGCAGCCGGCGCUGGCCCUGCACGGCCGGUCGGAGGCCCUGGGCUACCCCGACCUCUCGUCGCCGGCCCCGUCCUCCUCCUCCUCCUCCUCCUCGCCCUCCGCCUCCUGCAUCAUCGCGGGCUACCCUCCGGACGAGGGCAUCUUUGGCAGCCAGCACCCCCGGGGGCAUCACCACCACCAUCACCACCACCACCAUCACCACCCCCCGCAGCACCACCCUCACCACCCCCCCGGCUGGCACCUGCCCCCCAUGGCCUCGCCCCCCGCCGCCGCCCGCGGCCACGGCAGCCUCUGCCUGCAGCCGGACUCCGGGCCGCCGCCGGACCUGGGCAGCGGGCCCCCGGGCCUGUGUGCGAAUCCCGCCGGGCUGGGCACCGCCACCCCCACGGCCGCCUCCUGCGCCCCGGGGGACUACGGCAGGCAGGCCCUGUCGCCGGGGGAGACGGAGAAGAGGACGGGGAAGAGGAAGAGCGACAGCUCGGACUCCCAGGAAGGAAAUUAUAAAUCAGAAGUCAGUAGUAAACCCAGGAAGGAAAGAACAGCUUUCACCAAGGAGCAAAUCAAAGAGCUUGAAGCUGAAUUUGCCCAUCACAACUACCUGACAAGGCUGAGAAGAUACGAGAUUGCAGUGAACCUGGAUCUUACUGAACGACAGGUCAAAGUUUGGUUUCAGAACCGGCGGAUGAAAUGGAAGAGAGUGAAGGGAGGGCAGCAGGGGGCAGCCGCCCGGGAAAAAGAACUGGUCAACGUGAAAAAAGGCACUCUGCUCCCCUCCGAGCUCUCCGGGAUCGGAGCCACCAGCCUCCAGCACACAGGGGACUCGCUAGCCAACGAAGACAGCCACGACAGCGAUCACAGCUCGGAGCAUGCACACUUAUGAUACACACAAAGACAGGCCUCCCUUCCCACCUCCCCCAUCCCCGGCUCCGUUCUCAGGAAAGAAACCUUCCCGAUGAGCCCCGUGAUCCAAGAGAGAUGACUCUGGCCUCCACUUGUUAGGGUCAUGGUUCCCCUUCUGGUUCCUCGGCGUCGUUUUCCUUGAUUUUCAGAGGGUUUACAAAACAAGUGCCACUUCUUACAAGUGCCUACGGAGUCCCCGUACAGAAGAUGGACUCGCUUUGAACAUUCCAGUUUUUGGGGUCAUGUUUAUGACAGUGGGCAGGUAAUUGUUUGCUUUCGCUUGCACUGAAAAUUUUAAUUGCUAUCAGGAGCAAAACCUGAGACUUUUCAUCCUGAACAACCGCAGGGCCAGAAAUCACUGGUUAGUGGAUAAGAAAUGUAUUUUAACUCUGUAUAUAUUUACCUUAUGGCAUUUUCCUGUUUUCACUAAUUUUUAGCAAUGCAUUCAUAUUAGCUGACGGCAAUAGACUUACAUGAUGACAAUCGGCUUCUUGUGUUUUUAUUGUUUGUUUUGUUGUCCCAGAGAUAUUCGGCACAGGCUAAUUUCUGUUCGAAUAGAGAACAAUCCAGUAGUCUGACAGGACAUGUCCUCGUACCACAGACAAAACAAAUCUUAUGUUGCAUUUACUAUCGACUGCUGCUAAUAGGGUGUUAUAAACCUUCCCUAGCUCUUCAUUUUUCUUAUUUUAUAGCUGCCAAAAAAAAUUUUUUAGGAUCAUAGGACAGUCAGUGAGCUUGCAGAAGGACUUUUUGUGAUGCCCAUCUCUGGAUUGAUUAGAAAAAAAGAAUAAAUAUUGCUACAGUGUCAUGGUUGUGGAUGUUGGUAAACCAAGGCAUCAGCAAGAGGAAGUGUUUUCCUAGAAGCAAGUUGCAAAUCCAAGAGAGCUCCUGGUGUUAUAGAAACCGGAACUAUGAAGGAGAUUCUGAAUGGUCUCGGGUGUAAGUUCAGCAAAGAUAUUAUUAUUCCAUUUGUUGUGUGUACAUACAGAACACCAAAACAUUUACACAAAACAUGAUUGUACCUUGUAAAAAUGUUAAAUAAAUGAUCCUUUGUAAAUA